GCGUGCAAUAUUACAAAAAGAACAACGUGAUAUUAAAGAAGAGAGAGAGCAGAUGAAAAUCACAAAGACUCAACUAGACCUGAAGGAUGAUGAGUCCAAGAGUUGCUGGGCUGAGAUCCACAAAGAGAAAGCCAAACUUAAAGAUUUGUCCGUUUCAGUCCAAAGAAAACAGCAAAGACUUCAAGACAUCAUGAACACGCUUGCCCUAAAACAACAAGACACACAAAGGAGAGGUCAAAUGUUCCACACACAAACCCAGACACUACAAUCUAAAAGGAUCCAAGUACAGAAAGAAAAGGAAGAGAUUGAAGUUUUGAUGAGCACUGCAAACAAGAUGAAAGAGUGGCUUAAAGCUGCCAUGGCCAGUGUCCAUAAGGAAAAAGAACCAGCUGAUUAUUCGAGGGUGGAAAGGAGAGAAGAAAAACACAUGCUUUCAACCCAGGACAUAGAACUUGAAAGAGAAAGGUAUGAGCUGAAAACAAGAGAUGACAUUGCCUUGGAGAAACGUCGAGAAACAGAACGUCAUAAAGUUCAAAUUCAACACCUGAAAGAAAAACUAAAUGAAUACAUGACAAUCAAAAGGGACCAGCUAAAACUAAGCACUGAAGGUGUUGAGAGACUCCAUGUUGUCUUGGGACAAAUGCUUCGUAGCCUUAAUGAACAGAAAGAAAAUGUGGCUGGUUAUAAAGAAGUAUUUGAGAGAGAAAAGGAAACUCUUAAUGCGCUCCUUUAUGAUACACAAAAACAAAGAGUACAACUGGACAAUCAAUGGAACCAACUGAUCAACAUGGAACAAUGGAACGCAAUUACUCUUCAAGCAGAACAGCAGAAGGAAAAACUUGUUCUGGACAUGCGAAAACAAAAGAUGGUCAGAGAUGAAGUGGACUUAGAGCUGAUUGGGCACGACAUCCAGAAACAAAGGCAAAUAUUACAACAAGACAAACAACAGAUUCAAGAACAAAGGGAAGAGUUGGAACGCACAAUAGUGGAACUAUUCAAGAAGGUGGAAGACGCAAACAAUCUGUUUGAUGUAAUCAACAAAGACAAAUCCAAAAUGAAAGAGCUUAACCUUUGUCUGAAAACCCGAGGAGAUAAACUUAAGGUUCUCAUGAACAUGAUUGCUUUAAAACCACAAAGACUACAAAGUGAAAGUCCAGAAUUCCACACACAAACACAAAAUCUAGAGCUCUGCAGGAAGAGAAUACAGGAGACGCAAGAAGAGCUGGAGGAUUUGAUGAAGAACGCUAUCACCAUGAAGGAACAGGUUCAAGUUUCCAUCAGCGGCAUCCAGAAGGACAAAGACCAAAUGAUUUCAAUGAAGAAGGACAUUGAAAAAGACAGAGAAAAACUGUCAUAUGAGAAGGAGCGCCUGAAAAGAGAACGGUCAAAGUUCAAAAUGAGACAAGAUAAACUCUUGAAUAAAUUGAAGUCAACAGCUAACCUUAGACUAACACUUCAAGGAGUUAAAGAUGCAGUCUGGGAGCACACCAAAGAGAAAAUUGGAAGACUAAAUAAGACUCAUGAAGACGCACAGUUGUUGUGUAUUUCCCUGGAGAACAAGCUUUCAACUGUUGGUGAGAAGAUGAACAGAAUAACUCCUGACAAAGAGUUAUUUGAAAGAGAAAAGAUCAAUCUAAGAUCCAUCAUUUCUUCCAUGAGUAAUCAGAGAGAAAUGAUGGAAUAUCAGUGGAAGAAAAUGGUUGACUUGGACAAAGAAGAUCUAAACAAAGUGAAGGCAGAGCUGAAAUUGGACAGACAGAAUCUGGAAGGAGUGGCUGGCAAAAUAGACAAAGAUAAAGUGGGCUUAGAAUUGAUGAUGUCUGAUAUCCAGAAAGAGCGUGCAAUAUUACAAAAAGAACAACGUGAUAUUAAAGAAGAGAGAGAGCAGAUGAAAAUCACAAAGACUCAACUAGACCUGAAGGAUGAUGAGUCCAAGAGUUGCUGGGCUGAGAUCCACAAAGAGAAAGCCAAACUUAAAGAUUUGUCUGUUUCAGUCCAAAGAAAACAGCAAAGACUUCAAGACAUCAUGAACACGCUUGCCCUAAAACAACAAGACACACAAAGGAGAGGUCAAAUGUUCCACACACAAACCCAGACACUACAAUCUAAAAGGAUCCAAGUACAGAAAGAAAAGGAAGAGAUUGAAGUUUUGAUGAGCACUGCAAACAAGAUGAAAGAGUGGCUUAAAGCUGCCAUGGCCAGUGUCCAUAAGGAAAAAGAACCAGCUGAUUAUUCGAGGGUGGAAAGGAGAGAAGAAAAACACAUGCUUUCAACCCAGGACAUAGAACUUGAAAGAGAAAGGUAUGAGCUGAAAACAAGAGAAGAUGACAUUGCCUUGGAGAAACGUCGAGAAACAGAACGUCAUAAAGUUCAAAUUCAACACCUGAAAGAAAAACUAAAUGAAUACAUGACAAUCAAAAGGGACCAGCUAAAACUAAGCACUGAAGGUGUUGAGAGACUCCAUGUUGUCUUGGGACAAAUGGUUCGUAGCCUUAAUGAACAGAAAGAAAAUAUGGCUGGUUAUAAAGAAGUAUUUGAGAGAGAAAAGGAAACUCUUAAUGCGCUCCUUUAUGAUACACAAAAACAAAGAGUACAACUGGACAAUCAAUGGAACCAACUGAUCAACAUGGAACAAUGGAACGCAAUUACUCUUCAAGCAGAACAGCAGAAGGAAAAACUUGUUCUGGACAUGCGAAAACAAAAGAUGGUCAGAGAUGAAGUGGACUUAGAGCUGAUUGGGCACGACAUCCAGAAACAAAGGCAAAUAUUACAACAAGACAAACAACAGAUUCAAGAACAAAGGGAAGAGUUGGAACGCACAAUAGUGGAACUAUUCAAGAAGGUGGAAGAAGCAAACAAUCUGUUUGAUGUAAUCAACAAAGACAAAUCCAAAAUGAAAGAGCUUAACCUUUGUCUGAAAACCCGAGGAGAUAAACUUAAGGUUCUCAUGAACAUGAUUGCUUUAAAACCACAAAGACUACAAAGUGAAAGUCCAGAAUUCCACACACAAACACAAAAUCUAGAGCUCUGCAGGAAGAGAAUACAGGAGACGCAAGAAGAGCUGGAGGAUUUGAUGAAGAACGCUAUCACCAUGAAGGAACAGGUUCAAGUUUCCAUCAGCGCCAUCCAGAAGGACAAAGACCAAAUGAUUUCAAUGAAGAAGGACAUUGAAAAAGACAGAGAAAAACUGUUAUAUGAGAAGGAGCGCCUGAAAAGAGAACGGUCAAAGUUCAAAAUGAGACAAGAUAAACUCUUGAAUAAAUUGAAGUCAACAGCUAACCUUAGACUAACACUUCAAGGAGUUAAAGAUGCAGUCUGGGAGCACACCAAAGAGAAAAUUGGAAGACUAAAUAAGACUCAUGAAGACGCACAGUUGUUGUGUAUUUCCCUGGAGAACAAGCUUUCAACUGUUGGUGAGAAGAUGAACAGAAUAACUCCUUACAAAGAAUUAUUUGAAAGAGAAAAGAUCAAUCUAAGAUCCAUCAUUUCUUCCAUGAGUAAUCAGAGAGAAAUGAUGGAAUAUCAGUGGAAGAAAAUGGUUGACUUGGACAAAGAAGAUCUAAACAGAGUGAAGGCAGAGCUGAAAUUGGACAGACAGAAUCUGGAAGGAGUGGCUGGCAAAACAGACAAAGAUAAAGUGGGCUUAGAAUUGAUGAUGUCUGAUAUCCAGAAAGAGCGUGCAAUAUUACAAAAAGAACAACGUGAUAUUAAAGAAGAGAGAGAGCAGAUGAAAAUCACAAAGACUCAACUAGACCUGAAGGAUGAUGAGUCCAAGAGUUGCUGGGCUGAGAUCCACAAAGAGAAAGCCAAACUUAAAGAUUUGUCCGUUUCAGUCCAAAGAAAACAGCAAAGACUUCAAGACAUCAUGAACACGCUUGCCCUAAAACAACAAGACACACAAAGGAGAGGUCAAAUGUUCCACACACAAACCCAGACACUACAAUCUAAAAGGAUCCAAGUACAGAAAGAAAAGGAAGAGAUUGAAGUUUUGAUGAGCACUGCAAACAAGAUGAAAGAGUGGCUUAAAGCUGCCAUGGCCAGUGUCCAUAAGGAAAAAGAACCAGCUGAUUAUUCGAGGAUGGAAAGGAGAGAAGAAAAACACAUGCUUUCAACCCAGGACAUAGAACUUGAAAGAGAAAGGUAUGAGCUGAAAACAAGAGAUGACAUUGCCUUGGAGAAACGUCGAGAAACAGAACGUCAUAAAGUUCAAAUUCAACACCUGAAAGAAAAACUAAAUGAAUACAUGACAAUCAAAAGGGACCAAAUUAUGGAAUAUCAGUGGAAGAAAAUUGUUUACUUAGAUAAAGGAGAGAGUGAUACAAUUAACAUUCCAACGAUUCAUUCACACCAAAAGGUUGAGGAUCCUCCUAUUCAUGUUACACAGGUAACAAAAAUGCUGUCAUCUUUGAAACAACGAAUGACAUAUCUUAAUCAAAUAACAAUUGAACAAUUUAAAAAAAAUAUUGAAACGUUAGAUAGAAAAAGUCAAGUGCUCUUCGAUUUCCUUUAUUUGUUCCAAAGUAGCUGUAAAUUUCAUUUGAAUAGAUGUAACGUCAGCAGUUACUUAAAUAGGGCACAAAGACAAAAACUACACUUUACCCCAAGAUUGUGCCAAACUGCAGGUGUGUGUGAUCAGAAAGUGGAGAAUAUGAAAGAGAAUUUGAGUCCUUUUAAAAUAUCUAAAUCUGAAAGGGAGUUUCAGAAGCCUUUUGAUAAGUCAAAUGUUUUUGAAAUUGGACAACAGCUGAUCUCUAAGGACGAGGACGAUGAUUUGAAAAAUGUAGGUAACAAAAUUAAAUCCAAUCGGGAAUGGCCAACACCAGAAUUCAAAGAAAUUAUAGAUGUACAAAGAAAGAAGCCUGCACCAACUUCAAGGUUUUUAACAAAGACAGAAAAAAUUACAAAAUGGGAAAAAGGCAAUUCCCUACAAAGGCUUUGGAAGGACACCAUAAUGGAACAUAAGGAGAUUAAUCUGAUAAAGCACAGAGGUCAGGAAAUUAGAACAAGAUUGGAAAAAAGGCUAAAAGAAAUCAUUCAUUUUGUUAACAUAACACUAUCUCAGAAAGAAAAAACACUUGCGAAUUCAUCACUGGGAAGUGGUAUGGACACAUCAACUCAGAGUGACUUGGAGAGUGAUAGCGAAAUUGGCAAUAGAAAAUAUCUUGACCUUCAACAACUUAAAUUUCACAUCCUGCAUGAGAUUGAAAGACGUCACUUCAAGACACUUAUCUCAUGUGAAAAAUGUAAUCAAACUUCUCAGAAUGAUGUAAUUUCCUGCAAAGGUGAAAGAAAUGCUAACUUCCUCUGAAAUGAAGGAAAAGCGAGAUGAAGCAGGAGGAGAAAAAAAUGAAGCAAAUCCUACGACAUCAAGCAGACUCUUCUGUCUGCUCCAACAUUACUGCUCUCCCUGCUGCUGUUAUUGUUGUACCUGUCGAAAGCAAACGUGCACGAAGACAAACAGAAACAUAGAUACAUAAGAUGUGUGUGCUUAAGUGUAUUUUUCACAGUUUCUGCUUGAUAAUUUACUCUUAGUAGAUAAAAGGGCUUAUAUAACAUAAGUAAUUUACAAUACGUAAACUAUGACAUUGAUGAUUUAGAACAGCCUCAUUUUUGUGUACAGUGGAAACACAACUGCUUAUUCGUGCAUAAUACUUCAAAUCAAGAAAUGUAAUGUAUUGUCAUUAUAAAUAUGAUUUCUUAUAAUUUGUGGUGAAAUAAUUUGAAAGUAUACCUAAACUAUGUUGGAGUGAAUGCUGUUUUAGUUUAUCUUUAAUCUAAUUUCUAACCCUGAAUCUGGGGUUAUUAUCCUCAUUGUCAGAUUUAGAGUUGGCUGGAGAAUGUUUACAAAGAACAAGUUUAACUUGUAACUUACAUCACUUUCUCCUGAAAGCUUGUUAUAAGUUAGAAAUAAAGUUUAAUUUUAACUACA
Fundulus heteroclitus (mummichog) is the source of this 5929-nucleotide messenger RNA. Its product is annotated as trichohyalin. The record is from RefSeq and is a predicted model, not a curated record. The coding region runs from base 53 to 5308 and encodes 1751 amino acids. Lineage: Eukaryota; Metazoa; Chordata; Actinopteri; Cyprinodontiformes; Fundulidae. The transcript has 2 exons.